AUGUAUUCGUCCUCGUCACCGACGGCGAUAACGAAAGCAAAGAAACAACAACCGAAAGAGGACAAGACGGAAGGAGGAGGAGGAGGGGAGUAUAAUCCAGAAAAGACUGCCAUUGUAGACGGGAAGAAAUACCGCAAGUGCGCGUGCGCCAUCGUCUUCAACGACUCUGGCUCGCACGUUUUAGUCGGCGAACGCGCCGGGAAGAGUGGGUCCUGGAAUUUACCCCAAGGCGGGAUGGAACCGAAAGAAACCACCGCCGAGGCGGCGACGAGAGAGCUGUACGAAGAGACUGGGAUAUCCUUAGAUUCCUCGAAGAAUAAAAAGAAUAUCCAAGUAGAGUUAUUGUCUGUCUUAGAGAAUGACGACGCGUAUGCGUACAGCGCAGGUGGGUGGUUAGAAAAGAAAGGGUUGGCCGGACAACGGUUAGAGUUUGCAGUAUUUCGAUGUAAAACGUCAGCCGAUCCCAUGGAAUUUGUAAACUUGGAAGGGUUGGACGGCGAACCGGCGGAGUUCACGCAGAUGAAGUGGAUGUCUUUGGAUGAGUGCGUUGAGAGCGUGUGGGAGGCGAAGAAGAAAGCGUACGAGAAAAUGCGAGUGAACGUCGAACCAAUCGUUCGGAAGCAUUUUUAUUAG
Bathycoccus prasinos is the source of this 633-nucleotide messenger RNA. RefSeq lists its product with no specific name. NCBI's taxonomy places the organism in Eukaryota, Viridiplantae, Chlorophyta, Mamiellophyceae, Mamiellales, Bathycoccaceae. Gene Ontology annotation, molecular function: hydrolase activity. The transcript has a single exon. The record is from RefSeq and is a predicted model, not a curated record. Bases 1 to 633 code for a protein of 210 amino acids.